Molecule: messenger RNA, 789 nt
Organism: Agrilus planipennis (emerald ash borer)
Lineage: Eukaryota; Metazoa; Arthropoda; Insecta; Coleoptera; Buprestidae
Source: the annotation of a RefSeq genome assembly
AUGUCAUUACACAAAAAUCACCCGUUCCACUUAGUAGAUUAUAGACCUUGGCCCCUUUACGGAGCACUAAGAGCUAUAACCUUAAUAACAGGAUUAAUUAAAUGAUUUCAUCAGCAGCAAGCUAGAUUACUCCUAGUAGGAAUAACAAUUACUUUAAUAAUUAUAUAUCAAUGGUGACGUGAUAUUACCCGAGAAGGUACCUUUCAAGGACUUCAUACAAUUGUAGUAACAAUCGGACUCCGUUGAGGUAUAAUUCUAUUUAUUGUCUCAGAAGUAUUCUUUUUCAUUUCAUUUUUCUGAGGAUUCUUUCAUAGAAGAUUAAGACCCUCAGUAGAAAUUGGGAUAAUCUGACCCCCCAAGGGAAUUACCCCAUUCAAUCCUCUUCAUAUUCCUUUAUUAAAUACAUUAAUCUUAUUAAGAUCAGGAAUUACUGUAACAUGAGCACAUCACGCUUUAAUAGAAAAUAAUUAUAGACAAUCUAUUCAAGGAUUAAUAUUAACUGUAAUUUUAGGGCUUUAUUUUACAGCCCUCCAAGCAUAUGAAUAUAUAGAAUCCCCAUUCACUAUUGCAGACGCGGUUUAUGGGUCAUCAUUUUUCAUAGCAACUGGAUUCCAUGGACUUCAUGUUAUUAUUGGAACAACCUUUUUACUAGUAUGUUUAUCACGACAAAUAAAUAAUCAUUUCUCACCAACCCACCACUUUGGAUUUGAAGCAGCCGCAUGAUAUUGACAUUUUGUUGAUGUAGUUUGGUUAUUUCUAUAUAUCUCAAUUUAUUGAUGAGGUAGAUAA